Molecule: messenger RNA, 960 nt
Organism: Bactrocera latifrons
Lineage: Eukaryota; Metazoa; Arthropoda; Insecta; Diptera; Tephritidae
Product: gustatory receptor 8a-like
Exons: 1
Coding region: 1-960 (319 amino acids)
Biological process (GO): sensory perception of taste
Cellular component (GO): membrane
Source: RefSeq, a predicted model, not a curated record
AUGAAGCAGCGUAAGACCACCAGCACAAGCCUUCAGCAGCCGGUGCGAUUGGAUACCUUCACCUUGCUGUUACUGCGUCUGGGCCAGCUGUUCGGCCAGUGUGCUGUGCCAUUGCGACGACGGUCUGACCUCGCCACGGUCAACCAACGCCCACAGCCCGACAGCGUGUGCCAGCAGCGAUUCCUGUUGCUGUGGCAUUGUUUGCAUUUGAUAAUAUUUUUCUGGGUGCACUUUUGGACAAGCGUCAAUCACGAUUCGAUACUCUACAACAGUGAUAGUUUCGGUAAAUUUAAUGAUUUGCUCAAAUUGAUUGGCACAAUCAUAUCGCAUUUCGUAAUACUCACCGAAACGAUAUUGUGUCGCCGCCAAAUGCAACAGUUCCUCUUGGUCUACACACAACUCCAUUACAAAUGGCACGGUUCUGUUGGCGGCCGUGCCGAAUUCGGUCUUUACCGUACUUUCUUUUGUCGAAGUAGUCUUUUCAUUCUGACUGUGAUUAUAGUUGACGUGGCUUACAUACAAGAGAUCGGUAGAAAUCGUAUGUGGAUAACAUUUUUCGUACCCUUCAUACCGAGUGGACUGAUUUGUAGUCUUCGUACUGUGCAAAUCACAUUCUUUAUGGAAAUGUUGCGCAUCGAGGUGGAACACUUGAAUAGGAAUGUUGAACGUUUGGUCUUAUUUAGCGAACGCAGCUGUCGCGUUAAGUUUCAAAAGCGCGACGAAUUCGUACGAAAAAUAUGUGCUGAGCUGCAGGCCUUCAUGGAAUGCUAUCAGGAUAUAUACGAUAUGUCUACACUCUUGAAAAAAUCUGUGGGUAGGUCCAUGACAUGUAACUAUAUUAAGGAUUAUGUUAUGAUCUUAUCCGAAUGCUACUGGUCCUAUUGGAUGAUUUACAAUGGAGAGAAUAUUACUGGUAAGUCUUUAUGUCUUGGCAUAAAUGGAUCAUUAAUUAUAAAUUAG